Stegastes partitus (bicolor damselfish) is the source of this 4600-nucleotide messenger RNA. RefSeq names its product centrosomal protein 162 (gene cep162). Gene Ontology annotation, cellular component: centriole; axonemal microtubule; nucleoplasm. NCBI's taxonomy places the organism in Eukaryota, Metazoa, Chordata, Actinopteri, Pomacentridae. The transcript is spliced from 29 exons. The coding region runs from base 79 to 4146 and encodes 1355 amino acids. The record is from RefSeq and is a predicted model, not a curated record. Gene Ontology annotation, biological process: cilium assembly.
AACAACAAACCACAGAGGGGUUCAACAAGUGUUCAGUUGUAUAGCUCCCCAUUGACUGAUGGAGGGAGCAUUAUCACUAUGUCUCACAGACUGACUAAGGAAGAACUGGAUGCACAGUUUGAGCAAUUUUUGAAAGAGUCCGUUUCAGAUGACUCGAUUGAUUUGGGAAGCCCUGACAAGCAGCCCUAUGCUAAAACCAGCCAGAAAUCAGCCCAGAAACCAACAGUGGCAUUGUGGCAAGAUGACGAUCACAGCAGUGGAAGUACAGGGAGAGGACUGCUGGAAUCUGCAAAGUCUUUCAGUAAGUCUUUGAGAAAAUCUCACCCUAUUCAAGAGGAGGAUGAAGAUCCAGAAGAUACAGGUUUGAAGAAAGAAGGGCUGGAAACUGCUUUCCUCAACCAAGACAACACAGAGACAGAGGGUAUGGCACCAGUUGUGAACAUGACCAGUAUGGGCUUGGACACACUGGAGGAAGAAGAGGAGAAGGCCAGGUUCUUUGCCCAGCUUGAGGUGGGAGCUUUGUCAACUAUAAAUUACUCCAAGCUGAACAGAGACCUGGACUCAACAGGUUCUACCAUCGCCACUGACCUCAGGAAAGCAGAGGAAGUGAUGGAGCAGAGUGAUGGUCAAAGCAAGGUCAGAGUCCCAGAGACCAUCAGGGAGUCUCCAGCCUUCACAGGCUCCCCACACUACAGUGAAGAUUUCGAAGAUGAGGAGAAUAUGAAAGAGCCACUGGAGGAGAAGUGUAAAAUGUCUGCAAUUCUUGCCAGAGUUUCUCUCUAUGAUUCUUUGGAUGAUGAUGGUGGUUACAAAAAAAAAGACACAGAAGGAUCACUAGACAAAGGCCACUCAUAUGUGCAAAGUGGAGGCUCUGAGAUGGAGGCGCUUCAGGAGGCCUACAGACAGGUCCAUGUUGUGGAGGUUUCAGAUGACUAUAAUCACCAAUAUUCAUCUGUGGAAGGGGAGGGAAUCAACAGACCUGUGUCUCCAUCCUCCCCUCCUCAACAUGCCCGACUGUCUCUUCAGCCUGCUUCUACCAAUGAGUCAGAGCUACCGACUGCAGAAGAACUAAUGAGGCCCAUCCGACCAGAGAAGGACCAAAUUAGAGGCUUCACUCUCCAACCUGUCAGUGCUGUGGAGUUCAGCCAAGAAAAGGAAUCCUGCUUCCUGGAUAGGACAGAUGUGUCUUAUACAGAAUCACAACUGAAGAAACCAAGAAAGUCUGUCCAAGUUUCAGGGGUAAAGGGAGCUGGGGGAUAUGCUAGCCAUCAGUCCAGCUCCCCAGAUCCUCCCAAGCAUGACCUAACAUGGAGUAUUAAGGAGGAAGUAGAGAGGCUGAUGCAGGAUCAAAACAAUUCUUCUUCUUACGCAACCUCUCGUGCUGGUAAAGUUAAGAAACAACGGGUCUCCCAUGGUUCCACUGUUUGUCAACCCUCUACAUCUUCAGUGGGGAAACCCACUGCAGCUCCUGUGAGAGGCAAGGGAAUAGAUGGGAGGACAGCAGUCAAUCCCAGGCUGAUGGGCAUGAGUAGAGCUACUACUACAGCCAAAGCCCAUAGCUCUGUUUCCCGUUUCCCACAGCACACACAAAGAGCCAAAUCCACUAAGAGCCAAGAAAAAGGUGACCACAAUUCUGCAGCAGAGUCAAGUCUGAAGGUGAGCAGUGAGCUGGUGGCAUCUGUUCAGUCCUUAGUGGCCGUCCUCCAACAACAGAUAGACACCAGCAGUCACCAGGAAGUCAGAGGUCUUCAAGAAACCCGAGUAACACAGCACUUUCCACAGACGAAUAGGGAUGAGCACAGCUCUGUGGUGGAGGAGUUGGGAGUCCAGCUGGCACAGAAAGAGAAAGAGCUACAAAUGAUGAAGAAAGGUGCAGAAGAGCUCAACUCGCUUAGACAGCAGAACUAUCUCCUGCAAAGCAAGCUGCGAAGUGCAGAAGAAGCUCGUCAGAAGAGGAGCUCUGCAGACCCUGCUACAGAGGAGAAGCUCCAGCAGAUUGACAAAGAAAUAAAAGAGCAGGAGACACUUAUCAAAGGUUACCAGCAGGAAAACGAGAAGCUGUAUUUGCAGAUGAAGGCUCAACAAGCCAAAAGUAAAGCCAAUGAAGAGGCCAUGUUUAAUGAAAACCAGAGGCUGCUGAAUGAGCUGGCUUUCACAAGGGAGCAGCUGAAUAAAACUUCAAGGCCUGUCGGUAAUGUGUGCCGAAUGGAUCACACUCAACGCAUUACAGAGCUUUUAGCUCAAAUACAGGCACUAAAGAGGAAUGAGGCCAAGCUGUGUGUGGACAUUCAGAACCUGAAACAAGAAAACCAGGCUCUUGUGGUUGAUCUGCAACUAAUGAAGAAUGAGAGAGACCUGGCUAAAGGCCAAGCCAUUUCCACCUCAGGUGAUAAGACUUUUGAGAUGGGGAUAUUGGAGGACAAACACAGAGAGGAAGUGGUGGCUCUGAAGAAGAAACUGCAGUGGUUUGCUGAGAACCAGGAGCUGCUGGACAGAGAUGCUGGCCGGCUGAAGGCUGCUACAGCAGAGAUACACCUGCUCAAAGAACAGGUAGAAAAACUGAAACAGGCUGUUGGAAAAAGAAGCACUGAGCAGCAGAGAAAGGCCAGAGACAAAUCUCUGGAUAUGAAGAAGAUGCAGAACUUGGAGCAACAGGUGAAGGAGCUUGAGCAGAUACUAAGAAACAGAAACCCAAACUCACUGCCUGCUCUGAUAUACGCUGCAGCCACAGCUGAUAGUCCUGAAGAUGUGGACGCAACCAAGACAUCUCUGCCCAGCCGGAUAACUGCUCUGCUAGAGCGAAGGAUUCAGCGUCUGGAGGCUGAGCUGGAGAGUCAUGAUGAGGAGGCCAAACGCAGCCUGCGAGCCAUGGAACAGCAGUUUCACAGGAUCAAGCUCCGCUACGAGCAGCAGAUUUCAGAAAUGGAGCAGCAGCUGAAACAAAAACAGCAGGAUGAAGGAGAAGGUGGGUCAAAGUCAUGGAUGUCAAAGGUUCAGACUCUGGAGGAAGAACUACAACGUGUGAAGGAGAACCACCAAGAGAAAGAGCACUCUCUCCUGGACCAGAUUGAGUCUCUUCAGCAGCAGCUCAACCACAAGGUAAAUCCUGCACCCCAAAAGGCCCAGCCGAGUCCAGGCCGACACCAGCGUCAAGCUGAGGAAGCAUUUGGCAUUCGGAUAGAGCGGCUGAACCAAGAGGUUGCCAUUAAAACACGAACCAUUCAGGAGCUGAGUCGCACUGUGGACAGAUUGCAGAAAGAGAGGAGGCACAUGUUGUCUUUCCCCAACCCACGACCAGAGAUACGUUCCACAGAGACCAAACAACCACAAGGCCCAACCAAAACACUCUGUUCCUCUACGGCACGAGAGGCAUGUGCAGAGGAAGAAACGUUUCCAGCUGCUCAGUAUGAAAAGACCUACCAGCCAACUGUCUUUACAGGGAGUCAUAUCUCAGAGGUUCUGCAGGAGAACGAGGCUCUGAAGCGGCGUGUAGAGCUGCUGGAGCUGCAGACUGAGCAAGAGAAGGAAGCACUAAAGGCUGAUGCUGUUCAAGCCAAGGAGGAGCUGGGCAAGCUGAAGGAGCACCUUGCAGAGCAGCUGUCUUCAGUGAAGGCAGAACACCUCUUAGUGCUGGACCGUCUGCGGGCAAGCCAUGCCCUGGAGCACUCAUCCUCAAAGGUUGCCGAACUGACCAAUAAGCUCAGCACUCAGGAGAUCCUAAUAAAACAGCUAAAGGAGCAGCUGAAAGAGCUGCAGGGUUCCAAAGAUGCCUUGGCAAUAUCCAGGACCAGAGAAAAUGCUCUGCAGAAGCAGCUAACUCGACUGCUGCAGGAACUAAAGGAAGCUAAAGAAGCUCAGAGCCCAGAGGUGAAACUACUGUGCAGCCUGGAGAGAAAGCUCCUCAGCAUGGAGCUCAGACACCAGCACAGAGAGGAGGAGCUGCAGCAGAUGAUUGGGGGAGCAUGGCAGACAACGGGUGUGGAUCAUCAGUCUGAGGUGGAACGCUGGAAACGCCUGGCUCAGGACAAAAGCAAAGAGCUGGAAGUUUUCCGAUUGGAGCUGGACUCCAUCCUGGACAUCCUGAGACAUCUUCAAAGACAGGGCGUGGUCCUCCCCGUCACAGCCCCUUUCUCUCAGAGGACUUAAUGAGUGCUCAAGGUUUAAAAGCUGAACACACUGAAAAUUGUGCUCUGAUGAGUAUUGAAACUAGUUCAUUCGAUUUGAUUCUCAUGGACAACCAGCAACAUUAGCCAACAUGCCCAAACUUGAUUUCAUUAAUAUAUCAUGUACAUGCACAAACAGAGACAGGAAGAUUUGAAGCUGUUCUUGGGCUGUACAAUUUCUAGUACUUACUUUUAUUUAAAUGAUUUUAAUUUAUGAGAAAUGCUGAAAAUAAAUGUUUUUGUCCAAGUCGUAACUGAGCCACAGUAUAUUCAAUACACUGUACGUAUCUCACUGCACUGAAUUGUACUAAACUAACACGACUGUAUUAUCUGUACUGCACCAAACACCUACUGGGAUAUUUACUCUUGAUGCACAGCUUUCUUCUUGGCUGCUAAAUAGUUAAAUUGUAUUUAAUAAAGUAACAGGCUAACAUUGA